AUGGACAUGGAAUUCGAGCUGCCUGAUCGAGCCUAUAUCGGUGGAACUGAAACAAAGUUAACCCUUAGGGAAAUCAUAAGCCGAUUAGAGAAAGUUUACUGCGGUCCCAUCGGAGUAGAGUACAUGCACUUGCACGACCUGGACUGCCUCCAAUUCAUCCGAGAGCGAAUGGAGACGCCAGGCGCCAUGGACAAGACACAGGAAGAGAAAAAACUUAUCAUGCGCAGACUAACGAAAGCCGUCUUCCUUGAGAAAUAUUUUGCGACCAAGUGGCCUGCAGAGAAGCGAUUCGGUUUGGAGGGCGGCGAGAGCAUGAUCGUGAUGCUGGAGGAGAUCGUGGAUACCAGCACCGAGCUCGGCGUCGAGUCCAUCGUGAUGGCCAUGCCACAUAGAGGUCGUCUGAACGUGUUAGUCAACGUGUGCCGUAAGCAGCUCACUGAUAUUUUUGCUCAAUUCAGACCCAUGGAGCCCAAAGAGCCGGGGUCGGGUGACAUCAAGUACCACCUGGGCACGUAUAUCCACCGCUUCAUCCGACGCACCAACAGAUACAUCAAGGUGUCCAUGAGCUGCAAUCCCUCGCAUUUGGAGGUGGUCACACCAGUCGUGGCGGGCAAAGCCCGGGCCGAGCAAUACUGGACCGGCGACAAGAACGGUGAUAAGGUGAUGGCGAUUAUAAUACACGGCGACGCGGCGUUCGCGGGACAGGGCGUGGUGUACGAGACGGUGCACAUCGGGCAGCUGCCCAAUUUCACCACGCACGGCGCCAUACACAUCAUCUGCAACAACCAGAUCGGGUACACCACCGACCCGAGGUUCGCGAGGAGCUCACCCUACUGCACUGACGUGGCGAAGUGUGUGGACGCACCGGUACUGCAUGUGAACGGCGACGACGCGGAGGCGGUGUCUCACGUGGCACGUGUGGCCAUCGCCUACCGCUGCCGCUUCAAGCGAGACGUCGUGCUCGACCUCGUGUGCUACCGUCGCUUCGGCCACAGCGAGGAGGACGAGCCCAUGUUCACGCAGCCCUUCAUGUACAAGAAGAUCAAGACUAUGAAAACAGUUGACCAGAUAUACGCUGAUAAAUUGAAGAGCGAGGGAAUGGUAACGGAUGCUGAAAUCAAGGGUUGGGAGAAGGAAUACUUGGACACACUGAACAAGCACUUCGAGCUGGCCAAGAAGGUGACCAAAUUGAGCAUCAUGGACUGGAUCGAUACACCGUGGACUGGGUUUUUUGAAUCCAGGGAUCCCAAACGGAUCGGUGAUACUGGAAUAUGCGAAGAGUCUAUAAUGACGAUCGCGAAACACUUUUGCACGCCGCCCGAGCCCUGGGCGUUCGAAGUUCACAAGGGCAUCAAUAAAAUAUUGGCGAAUCGAGAGAAGAUGGUGAAAGAAGGCUUUGCGGACUGGGCGAUGGGGGAGGCGCUGGCAUACGGAUCGCUGCUACGCGACCACAUACACGUGCGUCUCACCGGUGAGGACGUGGAGCGAGGCACCAUGGCCCAUAGGCACCACGUGUACCAUCAUCAAGGUGUGGACGGAGCCACAUACAGAGUCCUUGACACCGUGUACCCGGAUCAGGCCAAGUACUCGCUUUACAACAGUUCCUUGUCAGAGUUCGGAAUCCUCGGCUUCGAGACAGGCUACUCGUACUCUAGUCCACAUCUGUUGUCGAUUUGGGAGGCGCAGUACGGUGACUUCGCGGACACGGCUCAGCCAGUUUUCGAUACGUUCAUCAGCAAUGGCGAGAGCAAGUGGGUCUGCCAGUCCGGCAUCGUGGUGCAAUUACCGCAUGGUAUUGAUGGUGCGGGCCCAGAGCACUCGUCAGCGCGUGUGGAACGUUACUUGAUGCAGUGCAACGACGACGAGGACAUUCUUCCAGACCUUGACGACAAAGACAUGGUCUUGAAUCAACUUCGGGCAGCAAACUGGAUAGUGUGCAACGUGACCAACGCGGCCAACUACUGUCACUUGCUACGGCGGCAGGUGGCGCUCCCGUUCCGCAAGCCGCUCAUCCUAUUUACACCAAAGAUCGGCCUCAAGCACCCAUACUACAAGUCGCCGUUUAAGGACUUCUUGCCUGGAACCACUUUUCAAAGAGCCAUUCCAGAGAAUGGCCCAGCAUCAAAAAACCCGAAGGGCGUGAAGAAGCUGAUAUUCUGUUCCGGCAAAGUGGCCAUCACGAUCGACGAUUUGCGUAAAGAGAAGAAGCUAGAAGACAAAAUAGCGAUGUGCCGCAUUGAGCAACUCUACCCGUUCCCCUAUGAUAUUGUCCUGAAAGAAUUCUGCAAGUACAAAGAUGCCAAAGUGGCGUUUUGCCAAGAAGAGCACAAGAAUCAAGGUCCAUGGUUGUAUUGCAAAGUGAGGAUGGAGAAUUUAUUUGGACAAAAAAUAGAGUAA
Molecule: messenger RNA, 2397 nt
Organism: Parnassius mnemosyne (clouded apollo)
Lineage: Eukaryota; Metazoa; Arthropoda; Insecta; Lepidoptera; Papilionidae
Source: the annotation of a GenBank genome assembly